AUGUUGUCACUGAGUUUAAAACGUGCGCUAGGAGUUGGAACACAACUGUUUAAAACACCGUCUAUUGCACUAACGUCAGCAGCAGUAGGUGGCGGUAACAGCUUGAGCUCGAACCAAUAUCGCGGCGCUGCAAAAUGGUAUCCAGAUCCUGAAUUCAUGAAACAAUUUAGCGGCGCAGUUAUGUAUCCCGAUGAAGUGACCUCCCUUUGGAAGGUUCCUCCAUGGAACAGCAAAGUGGUGCCUGUUGAGAAAUCAGUGCGCAAUCUGACGUUAAAUUUUGGACCUCAACACCCGGCUGCUCACGGUGUCUUGAGACUGGUGCUAGAACUGGAUGGCGAGACUGUAAUGCGCGCUGAUCCCCACAUUGGCCUUCUACAUCGUGGUACCGAGAAGUUAAUCGAGUAUAAGACCUACACUCAGGCACUACCAUACUUUGAUCGCUUGGACUAUGUUUCGAUGAUGUGCAACGAACAGUGCUACUCGCUAGCUGUGGAGAAACUUCUAAACAUUGACGUGCCACUGCGCGCCAAGUAUAUAAGAACUCUUUUCGCUGAAAUAACUCGAAUUCUCAAUCAUAUAAUGGCUGUUGGCACUCAUGCAUUAGAUGUGGGUGCACUGACUCCAUUUUUUUGGCUAUUUGAAGAGCGUGAGAAGUUAAUGGAAUUCUAUGAGCGCGUUUCGGGAGCACGUAUGCAUGCAGCCUACAUACGUCCCGGUGGAGUUUCAUUAGACAUGCCAUUAGGUCUUCUGGAUGAUAUAUAUGAGUUCGCAUCAAAGUUUGGUGAGCGUUUGGAUGAAGUUGAGGAUGUUCUGAGCACAAAUCGGAUCUGGGUGCAACGUACUGAAGAUAUUGGAAUUGUUUCGGCCGAAGAGGCGCUUAACUAUGGAUUUAGCGGCGUAAUGUUGCGCGGCUCUGGCAUCAAAUGGGAUUUGCGCAAGCAACAGCCCUACGAUGCCUAUCAUCUUGUUGAUUUCGAUGUCCCGAUCGGAACCAAAGGAGAUUGUUAUGAUCGGUAUUUGUGUCGUAUUGAAGAAAUGCGUCAAUCCUUGCGCAUCAUCGAUCAAUGUCUUAAUCAAAUGCCACGUGGAGAGGUGAAGACCGAUGAUGCGAAGGUAACACCACCAUCUCGCAGCGAAAUGAAAACAUCCAUGGAGGCCUUAAUUCAUCAUUUUAAGCUAUUCACCCAAGGAUAUCAGGUGCCACCAGGGGCAACCUAUACGGCAAUCGAAGCCCCAAAGGGUGAAUUUGGUGUCUACCUGAUAUCAGAUGGCUCAAGCCGUCCAUAUCGCUGCAAGAUUAAAGCACCAGGAUUUGCCCAUUUGGCAGCCCUAGAGAAAAUUGGUAAGCAGCAUAUGUUAGCCGAUGUGGUUGCUAUUAUUGGAACCUUGGAUGUGGUUUUUGGCGAAAUCGAUCGAUAACUGUUUUUACUGCGUACU
This is a messenger RNA of Drosophila navojoa, 1437 nucleotides long. RefSeq names its product NADH dehydrogenase (ubiquinone) 49 kDa subunit (gene ND-49). The record is from RefSeq and is a predicted model, not a curated record. NCBI's taxonomy places the organism in Eukaryota, Metazoa, Arthropoda, Insecta, Diptera, Drosophilidae. Gene Ontology annotation, cellular component: respiratory chain complex I. Gene Ontology annotation, biological process: mitochondrial electron transport, NADH to ubiquinone. Gene Ontology annotation, molecular function: NAD binding; quinone binding; oxidoreductase activity, acting on NAD(P)H.